AUGAAAGUCUCUGGCCCCUUGGUGGUCGCCGAAAACAUGUCCGGCACCAAGAUGUACGAGGUCGUGCGUGUCGGCAAAGACAGAUUGGUUGGAGAGAUCAUUCGCUUGGAGGGUGACACGGCCAGUAUCCAAGUCUAUGAGGAUACUUCUGGACUGACUGUGGGCGAUCCACUGGUGAAGACCGGUCUGCCCUUGUCCUUGGAGCUUGGACCAGGCAUCCUGGAUGGAAUCUACGAUGGCAUUCAGCGGCCCUUGGAACGUAUCCAACAAAUGGCACAGAGUGUUUUUGUGCCCCGUGGAGUAGAUGUGCCGAACCUGGACCGGGAGAAGCUUUGGGAGUACACGCCUGAGAACAACAUCAAGGUGGGCGACUUGGUGACCGGUGGUGACGUGGUGGGUGUUGUGAAAGAGAACGGGCUCUUCAAGAAGCACUACAUCAUGGUGCCUCCAGGAAUCAAAGGUCGUGUGAAGGCAGUUAUGCCUGCUGGCAAGUACAAGAUUGAGACCCCUGUGGUGGAGGUUGAAGAGGCCGGCAAGAGCAUGAAAGUCGAGCUGUUCCAGAGAUGGCCGGUGCGUGAGGCCCGACCUGUGGUGGAGAAGCUCCAGGGUAAGGAGGCUCUUUUGACCUGUGAACGGGUCAUUGAUGCGCUUUUCCCAGUCACCUUGGGUGGAACAGCCGCUGUGCCUGGUGCCUUUGGUUGCGGCAAGACAGUGAUCUCCCAGGCCUUGUCCAAAUACUCUAACUCAGAUGUGGUCGUUUACGUGGGCUGCGGGGAGCGUGGAAAUGAAAUGGCCGAAGUGCUCACGGACUUCCCUGAGCUCACCACGUUGAUCGAUGGGAAGGAAGAGCCCAUCAUGCAGCGGACCACACUGGUGGCGAAUACCUCCAACAUGCCUGUGGCCGCGCGAGAGGCUUCCAUCUACACAGGUGUGACGACCGCUGAGUACUUCCGAGACAUGGGCUACAAUGUGGCGAUGAUGGCGGAUAGCACCUCUCGCUGGGCUGAGGCCUUGCGCGAGAUCUCUGGUCGUCUGGCCGAGAUGCCUGCGGAUGCGGGCUACCCUGCAUACCUGGGAGCGCGAUUGGCCUCCUUCUAUGAGCGUAGUGGCCGAGUGCAGUGCUUGGGCAAUCCUCCUCGCGAGGGCUCCAUCACCAUCGUCGGUGCCGUGUCGCCACCAGGUGGAGACUUCACUGAUCCAGUGACCUCUGCAACCCUGAGUAUCGUGCAGGUCUUCUGGGGUCUGGACAAGAAAUUGGCCCAGCGCAAGCACUUUCCCGCGGUGAAUUGGAACAUUUCCUUCUCCAAGUACAUCCGCGUGUUGGAGCCUUACUUCGAGAAGUACGAUGCGGAGUACAGCAUGCUCCAGCAAAAGAUGAAGGAGAUCCUGCAGAAGGAGGAUGACCUGCAAGAGAUCGUGCAGUUGGUUGGCAAGGACUCUCUGUCCGAAGAUCAGAAGUGCACCUUGGAAGUUGCCAAGAUCAUCAGAGAGGACUUCCUGCAGCAAAAUGGCUUCACGGAGUAUGACUUCAUGUGUCCUUUGGCCAAAACCAUUGGCAUGAUGAAAGUCAUCGUAGGCUUCCACGAAGCUGCUCAGAAGAUGAUGGCGGAACUUUCCGGCGAGCACAAGGUUGGCUGGAACACCAUCAACUCUGCCAUGAAGGAUAUGAUCAAAAAGAUCACCGACAUGAAGUUUGAGCUACCUCGGCAAUCCGAGGAGCACUACAAGCGCACCUUCGUGGCUCUCCACGACGAGGUGCUGGGCCCUGCCUCCAGACGCUGUUUUGUCUUUCUCCCUGAGCCGUCUGAUCCUGAUUCCACUUCUUCGGGCUUCCGAAGAGUGCAGGUUGGCCACAGUGUGGUGGGGAGGAUGGACGGAGAGCAGGGAGGUUUGCUCCACCUACUGCGUCGUUUUGUGCAAGGACGGCUCUACGGAUGGACAUUGACACAACUCCUCUGGCGAAGCCACGAGCCAGGUUUGUGCGGUCCACAGCUCGCAUGGCAUCCUGAUGCCCCUCAGCUGGCAUCUGCAUGCCGUGGGCACGUGGCCGUGCACCGCUUGGGUGACGGGCUCAUGUGUGAGGCAAAUACCACGCACUUGCAUGCAGAGAUGCGGAUCCUCAGCAUGGCCUGGCAGCCGUGUGAUUUGCGGAACACCUUAGCCGUCUCCAGCUCCAAUGCGCUUGCGCUGUGGCGGUCGUCCGGUGCCGGCGGUUGGCUUCGAGUUUGGGCGCUCACAGGGGAGGCCUUUGGCUCUUCGGCUCUUUCUUGGGCACCGGAUGGUCGGCUCCUUGCAGCUGCAGGGCCCUGUGGUGCGGUCCACAUUCUGGGCCCGCAUAGUGAGCUCAUUGGUGAGGAGGAGCUGCCCAGUCACUUCGUUCGGCUUCGCCGCUGGAGUGGAGGGGCGGUGCUGCGAGUGAGCUGGUCGCCCGAGGCGACCCUGUUGGCCGCCCUCCACGCUGGACAGGAACCACUUGUCAGGCUUUGGAAGACGCAAAGCUGGGAGGUGGCCGUUCACGUGGGGCUCGGAUGGGUUCGUGCAGGGCUGCCAGGCUUCUCAUUGGCUUGGUUGAACGGUGACACGCUGCUUGCCACCGGCGGUGGCCACUUAGUGGAGAUCGGUGUAGGAAGUCCUGGUGUGGUGAACGCCGGCAGUGCCCAUCUUGGUCAGGAUUCCGUCCUAGGGCUCUCUGGAACAGAGCCAGAGGUGCGGGCUGUCCCUCUCGCACAGGAUUCGCCGGUGCAAGAAGUGGCGGUUUGCCCCCGUACAGCUCAACGAGUGGCUGUGCGGUUGGAUGGGUGUCGAGAGGUGCUGAUCUACGAGCGUGCCACCUGUGGUUUGGCGGGUUGGUCGCAUCGGGAGCUCAUGCCCUGUGGGCGCUUGGCUGCGCCAGGUGCCUUUCCGCAGGCAUUGGCCUUUGCAGAGAAGGCAAAGGCCAUGGGCAGUCCUGAGAGCGAAGGCACAGCUGGGCGCAGCUUUUGCAGCAGUAAGCCACAUUGA
Molecule: messenger RNA, 3000 nt
Organism: Durusdinium trenchii
Lineage: Eukaryota; Dinophyceae; Suessiales; Symbiodiniaceae
Source: the annotation of a GenBank genome assembly